GGUAUGGGAUUAGCUGUAUGCUAAUAUUGCUGCUGGGAGAAGAGCUGCACAGCGCGCUCAGUCGCCAGUGGAGGCAAAGCAGAGUCUUAGCAGAGCUGACUCCUCAAGAGCCAUGGCUGAAGGGGGUGAAGUGGAGGACGAAAUUCAAUUCCUCCGCACUGAUGAUGAAGUUGUCCUGCAGUGUGUUGCUACAAUACACAAAGAACAGCGGAAAUUUUGCCUGGCAGCUGAGGGACUUGGGAAUAGACUAUGUUUUUUGGAACCAACUUCAGAGGCUAAAUAUGUUCCUCCAGACCUUUGCAUCUGUAAUUUUGUUCUGGAGCAGUCCUUAUCUGUCAGGGCUCUUCAAGAAAUGCUGGCAAACACAAUGGCAAAUGGCAACGAAGGGAAGUUUACCAGGAAGGCAUCGCAAGGAGGAGGACAUAGGACAUUGCUUUAUGGUCAUGCAAUCUUGCUUCGCCAUUCGUUCAGUGGAAUGUAUUUAACGUGUUUGACAACAUCAAGAUCCCUCACAGAUAAGCUUGCUUUUGAUGUGGGAUUGCGGAAUACUUCUACAGGUGAGGCCUGCUGGUGGACAAUACACCCUGCAUCCAAACAAAGGUCAGAAGGAGAGAAAGUCCGCAUUGGUGAUGACCUAAUUUUGGUCAGCGUUUCUUCAGAAAGAUACCUUCAUCUCUCCAUAUCCAAUGGAAUGAGUAACAUCCAGGUGGAUGCCUCCUUUAUGCAAACUCUGUGGAAUGUCCACCCUACUUGUUCUGGAAGCAGUGUGGAAGAAGGCUUUCUUCUUGGAGGACAUGUAGUCCGUUUUUUCCAUGGUCAUGAUGAGUGUUUGACAAUACCAUCUACAGACUCUGGAGAGGUCCAGCACAGAAAAGUAAACUAUGAAGCAGGUGGAGCAGGUACCCGUGCCAGAUCAUUAUGGAGAGUUGAGCCUCUACGAAUUAGUUGGAGUGGAAGUCAUAUUCGAUGGGGGCAGACAUUUCGCCUGCGCCACAUCACAACUGGACAAUAUUUGACACUGACAGAGGACCAAGGCUUAGUGCUGCAAGACCGAGCAAAAGCAGACACAAAAUCAUCUGCCUUUUGUUUCAGAGCAUCAAAGGAAAAGCUGGAUACGGGCUCAAAACGUGACAUUGAUGGCAUGGGAGCAGCAGAGAUAAAGUAUGGAGACUCCAUCUGUUUUGUCCAGCAUGUUAACAGCGGCCUUUGGCUGACUUACAAAUCCCAAGAUGCCAAAACAGCACGCCUGGGACCACUAAAGAGAAGAGCGAUACUACACCAAGAAGGCCAUAUGGAUGAUGGCGUCACUCUCCAGAAGUGCCAGCAUGAAGAGUCCCAAGCUGCUAGAAUAAUUCGAAACACCACAGCCUUGUUUAGUCAUUUUAUCAGUGAUCUGGAUUCUGUGACUGGAAACAACAGGACUGGUUCAACCCCCAUCACCCUGCCUAUUGAGGAGGUAGUUCAAACACUGCAAGACUUGAUUGCUUACUUCCAGCCUCCCGAGGAAGAACUAGAACAUGAAGAUAAACAGAACAAGCUCCGUUCCCUCAAGAACCGACAAAACCUAUUCAAAGAGGAGGGAAUGCUGGCCCUAGUGUUAAACUGCAUCGAUCGCCUAAAUGUGUACAUCAGCACAGCACACUUUUCUGAAUUAUUGGGGGAAAAAGAAGGACCAGCAUGGAAGGAAAUCUUGAACCUUCUCUAUGAAUUGUUAGCUGCCCUGAUACGCGGUAACAGAAGCAACUGUGCACAAUUUUCCAAUAACCUUGAUUGGCUUAUUAGUAAACUAGAACGUCUUGAAUCUUCUUCAGGUAUAUUAGAAGUUCUGCAUUGCAUAUUGAUUGAAAGCCCAGAGGCUUUAAAUUUAAUAGAAAAGGGACACAUCCGAUCUAUAAUUUCUCUUUUGGACAAGCAUGGACGGAACCACAAGGUUCUGGAUGUCCUCUGCUCUCUGUGUGUGUGCAAUGGGGUGGCUGUUCGCACAAAUCAGAAUCUCAUUUGUGAUAACCUGCUGCCUAGGAGAGAUUUACUUCUACAAACACGUUUGGUUACUGAUGUCACCAGCAUGAGACCCAACAUCUUUCUUGGAGUGGCUGAAGGCUCAGCGCAGUAUAAGAAAUGGUAUUUUGAGAUGAUUAUUGACCAAGUAGAUCCAUUUCUCACACCAGAGCCCACACACCUACGUGUAGGCUGGGCCUCUACCUCUGGUUAUGCUCCAUAUCCUGGUGGAGGUGAAGGAUGGGGAGGCAAUGGUGUAGGGGAUGAUCUUUUCUCUUAUGGCUUUGAUGGGCUUCAUUUGUGGUCUGGUCGUGUUCCAAGAGCAGUGGCUUCAACAAACCAGCAUCUACUAGCAUCUGAUGAUGUGGUCAGCUGUUGUUUGGACUUAGGCGUGCCCAGCAUUUCUUUCCGCAUCAAUGGCCAGCCUGUUCAGGGCAUGUUUGAGAACUUUAAUACUGAAGGCCUAUUUUUUCCUGUAGUCAGCUUUUCUGCAGGGGUGAAGGUUCGCUUCCUUCUUGGUGGCCGUCAUGGAGAGUUCAAAUUUCUGCCACCUGCUGGUUAUGCGCCAUGCUAUGAGGCCUUACUUCCAAAAGAGAAAAUGAGAGUGGAACCUGUUAAAGAGUACAAGAGGGAUUUUGAUGGAGUUCGAGACUAUCUGGGCACUACACAUUUCCUCUCGCAAGCUUCUUUUAUCCCAUGCCCAAUAGACACCAGCCAGAUUGUCUUACCUCCUCAUCUUGAAAAGAUCAGAGACAAACUGGCUGAAAAUAUUCACGAACUUUGGGGCAUGAACAAAAUUGAACUUGGAUGGAUUUAUGGCAAGGUUCGAGAUGAUAAUAAACGCCAACAUCCUUGCUUGGUAGAGUUCUCCAAACUUCCAGAGACUGAGAAGAAUUACAAUUUACAGAUGUCUACAGAAACACUUAAAACUUUGCUGGCUCUAGGAUGUCUCAUUGUUCAUUCAAAUCAAACAGCAGAAGAAAAUCUGAAGAAAGUUAAACUUCCCAAAAACUACAUGAUGUCCAAUGGCUACAAACCUGCCCCAUUGGACCUUUCCGAUGUGAAACUAUUACCUGCACAAGAAGUUUUAGUUGAUAAACUUGCAGAGAAUGCACACAAUGUAUGGGCAAAAGAUAGGAUAAAGCAAGGAUGGACAUAUGGCAUUCAGCAGGAUUUGAAAAAUAAACGAAACCCCCGCUUGGUGCCAUAUGCUUUACUAGAUGAACGAACGAAGAAAUCAAAUCGAGACAGCCUGCGUGAAGCAGUAAGAACAUUUAUUGGCUACGGAUAUAACAUCGAGCCACCAGACCAAGAAAUUACUGACCAAAUGACAGAGCGGGUCAGCAUCGACAAGAUUCGCUUUUUCAGAGUGGAGAAGACAUAUGCUGUAGAAUCUGGCAAGUGGUAUUUUGAGUUUGAAGUUGUGACAGGAGGUGACAUGCGUGUAGGAUGGGCCAGACCUGGCUGUAGACCUGAUCUUGAACUGGGUGCAGAUGAGCAGGCAUUUGUAUUUGAGGGAAGCAGGGCUCAGUGUUGGAACAUGGGCAGCUCCUACUUUGGUCGCAGUUGGCAGCCUGGAGAUGUUGUGGGAUGUAUGAUUAACCUGGAUGACAAAUCAAUGAUCUUCACCCUAAAUGGAGAGCUGCUCAUAACAAAUCAGGGGUCUGAGUUGGCAUUUGCUGACUUUGAAAUUGAAAAUGGCUUUGUUCCCGUCUGCUCCCUUGGAUUGUCCCAAAUUGGUCGUAUGAACCUGGGGAAGGAUGCCAGCACGUUUAAGUACUACACAAUGUGUGGCCUGCAGGAAGGCUUCCAGCCCUAUGCUGUCAAUAUGAACAGAGAUGUUGUCAUGUGGUUUAGCAAACGCUUACCCACAUUUGUCAAUGUGCCAAAAGAUCAUCCUCAUAUUGAGGUAACAAGGAUAGAUGGGACGGUAGAAAGUCCUCCGUGCCUGAAAGUCACUCACAAAACCUUUGGAACCCAGAACAGUAAUGCAGAUAUGAUCUAUUGUCGCCUAAGCAUGCCUGUGGAGUUCCACUCUGCCUUUAACACUGAAGAAAACUUCCUGAAACGAAACCAGCUUCAAGAGGCAUCUUCACACACCACAACAACAUAUUACUACUCAGUCAGAAUAUUCGCUGGUCAGGAUCCUUCAUCUGUGUGGGUGGGAUGGGUAACCCCAGAUUACCACUUUUACAGAGAAAAAUUUGACUUGUCCAAGAACUGUACAGUGACUGUGACUUUAGGAGAUGAACGUGGCAGAGUACAUGAAAGUGUUAAGCGAAGCAACUGCUACAUGGUGUGGGGAGGCGACUUGUCUGCUGGCUCACAGAGAUCCAGUCGUAGCAGUGUGGACAUUGAUAUUGGGUGCCUUGUUGAUUUGGCUACUGGACUGCUGUCAUUCACAGCCAAUGGAAAAGAUCUUGGGACAUGCUACCAGGUUGAACCAAACACAAAGCUGUUCCCAGCUGUCUUCCUGCAGCCAACCAGCACAAAUCUCAUCCAAUUUGAGCUUGGCAGGUUAAAGAACACUAUGCCUCUCUCUGCUGCAAUAUUUAAAAGCGAGGAAAAAAAUCCUGUGCCACAGUGCCCUCCCCGACUGGAUGUGCAGACCAUUACCCCUGUCCUUUGGAGCCGCAUGCCAAACAACUUCCUUAAGGUGGAGACAGAACGUGUAAGUGAACGGCAUGGCUGGGUGGUGCAGUGUCUGGAACCUCUACAGAUGAUGGCAUUGCAUAUACCUGAGGAGAACCGGUGCAUAGACAUCCUGGAACUUUCUGAGCAGGAGGACUUAAUGAAAUUUCAUUACCACACUUUAAAGCUAUACUGUGCAGUGUGUGCACUUGGCAAUAACCGUGUUUCCCAUGCCCUGUGCAGUCAUGUAGACCAGUCCCAGCUCCUGUACACCAUUGAUAACCAGUAUUUACCUGGUCUUCUGAGAUCAGGAUUCUACAACCUUCUUAUCAGCAUGUUUUUAGAAUCUGCCAAGGAGGGCAAACUUAUGAUGAACAAUGAGUUUAUCAUUCCCAUCACGGAUGAGACACGGAAGAUCAGACUGUUCCCUGAUGAGUCAAAGAGACAUGGACUACCAGGGGUUGGGCGUAGUACUUGCCUGAAGUCUGACCUUCACUUCACAGUGCCCUGUUUUGUACUGACUGGAGAAGAGAGACAGCAACAUGGUCCAGAGAUUCCUAUUGACAUACUGAAGACAAAGGCCAUAAGCAUGUUAACAGAAGCUGUGCAGAGUAGUGGAGAACACAUUCGAGAUCCAGUUGGCGGCAAAGUGGAAUUCCAGUUUGUACCUGUUCUAAAACUUAUUGCUACCCUGCUUAUUAUGGGAGUGUUUGAAGAUGAAGAUGUACAGCAAAUACUUUUGCUUAUUGAUCCCAAUGUUUUUGGGGACAACAAGGAAGAGGAAACAGAGGAGUAUGAAAAGGAAGAAGUUGCACAAGUAGAGGAGAAAGAUGUGGAAGCAGGAGAGAAAGCAAUAAGAGAUCCAACUUCCCCCACCAAGGGUUUACUGCAGACACGUCUUCCAGAAUCUGUCAAACUCCAGAUGUGUGAGCUCCUUCAUUACUUCUGUGACUGUGAACUGAAGCACCGCGUAGAAUCAAUUGUCUCAUUCUCGGAUAACUUUGUAUCAAAACUGCAACACAACCAGAAGUUUCGGUACAACGAGCUGAUGCAGGCGCUGAAUAUGUCAGCUGCUCUGACUGCUAAGAAAACAAGGGAAUUCCGCUCCCCCCCACAGGAACAGAUUAACAUGCUUUUGAAUUUCCGACUGCACGAUGACUGUCCAUGCCCAGAAGAGAUUCGCGAUGAGCUUUACGAAUUUCAUGAGGAUCUCCUUAUGCAUUGUGGUAUUCCACUUGAUGAAUUGGAAGAAGAAGAAGAGGAUACAUCAUGGACAGGAAGGCUGCGAACACUGCUGUAUAAAAUCAAAGGCCGACCUAAAACAGAAGAAAAUGAUCCAGAUGAAGAGGAAGAAAAAUCCCCCACCACACUGAAGGAGCUUAUUUCACAAACGAUGGUGCGCUGGGCUCAAGAGGAUCACAUCCAAGAUCCAGAACUUGUACGCAUAAUGUUUAGCCUUCUCAGACGGCAGUACGACAGCAUUGGAGAGCUGCUACGGGCUAUGCGGAGAACCUAUACCAUCAGUGCUGCUUCUGUUGAGGACACCAUCAACCUAUUGGCCUCACUUGGUCAAAUAAGAUCACUACUAAGUGUUAGGAUGGGUAAAGAAGAGGAGAUGCUGAUGAUUGAUGGAUUAGGGGACAUCAUGAACAACAAAGUCUUCUAUCAACAUCCAAAUUUGAUGCGUGUGUUGGGGAUGCAUGAAACAGUUAUGGAAGUCAUGGUUAAUGUGCUUGGUGGAGAUAAAUCACAGCAAAUUGCCUUUCCCAAAAUGGUGGCAAGCUGUUGCCGAUUUCUCUGCUACUUCUGCAGGAUCAGCCGACAGAACCAAAAGGCCAUGUUUGAGCAUCUUGGUUACUUAUUGGAAAACAGCAGUGUUGGACUGGCUUCUCCAUCAAUGAGAGGUUCUACACCUUUGGAUGUUGCUGCAGCAUCUGUCAUGGACAACAAUGAGCUCGCCUUGGCUUUACAAGAACCGGAUUUAGAGAAGGUUGUAACUUAUUUAGCCGGAUGUGGGUUACAAAGUUGUCUGAUGCUAAUAGCUAAGGGCUACCCAGACAUUGGAUGGAAUCCUAUAGAAGGGGAGCGUUACCUCUCUUUUCUGCGCUUUGCUGUCUUUGUUAAUGGUGAGAGUGUUGAAGAGAAUGCCAGUGUGGUAGUAAAGCUCCUUAUUCGACGUCCUGAGUGUUUUGGGCCAUCCUUGAGAGGAGAAGGGGGAAAUGGUUUGUUGUCGGCGAUGCAGGAAGCUAUUAACAUCUCUGAGAACCCGGCUUUGGACCUUCCUUCGCAUGGGUAUCAGAGGGAAGUGGUCGAGGAAGAUGAAGAAGAAGAGAUUGUACACAUGGGAAAUGCUAUAAUGUCAUUUUAUUCUGCACUUAUUGACCUUCUUGGACGUUGCGCACCAGAAACCCAUCUGAUCGAGGCCGGAAAAGGUGAAGCAAUUCGAAUCCGGUCUAUCCUUCGUUCACUUGUUCCCACUGAGGACUUGGUUGGAAUAAUUAGUAUUCCAUUAAAGCUUCCUGCUUUUAACAAAGAUGGCUCAGUGUUUGAACCUGACAUGGCAGCCAGCUUCUGCCCAGAUCACAAGGCCCCAAUGGUGCUGUUUCUGGAUCGUGUUUAUGGUAUUAAGGACCAAAGCUUCCUCCUGCAUUUGCUGGAGGUGGCCUUCUUACCUGAUCUUAGAGCAUCAGCUUCUCUUGACACUGCUUCCCUGAGUGUAACUGAAAUGGCUCUUGCUUUGAACCGCUACAUCUGCUCAGCAGUGCUGCCCUUGCUCACUCGAUGUGCACCCCUUUUCUCUGGGACUGAACAUUAUGCUGCGCUCAUUGAUUCAACCCUACAUACGAUCUAUAGGUUGUCAAAGGGACGUUCUUUAACCAAGGCUCAGAGAGACACCAUUGAAGAGUGUUUGCUGUCUAUUUGCCAUCAUAUGAGGCCUUCCAUGCUCCAGCAGCUCCUGCGACGCCUCGUUUUUGAUGUUCCCUUACUCAAUGAGUACUGCAAAAUGCCACUGAAGCUUUUGACAAACCAUUAUGAGCAAUGCUGGAAAUAUUACUGCCUCCCUUCUGGAUGGGGAAGUUAUGGAUUAGCCUCAGAGGAAGAAUUGCACUUGACAGAGAAGCUAUUCUGGGGAAUAUUCGAUUCUUUAUCUAACAAGUUCCUAUCUCUCCUGCAGAAGUAUGAUGCUGAGCUCUUCCGAAUGUCCAUGCCAUGUCUCAGUGCCAUAGCUGGUGCUUUGCCACCAGAUUAUGUCGAUACCAGAAUUAAAGCAACUCCAGAAAAACAAAUGUCUGUGGAUGCUGAGGGAAAUUUUGAUCCAAAACCAAUUAAUACUGCAAACUUGACACUACCCGAAAAACUUGAAUAUAUUGUAAACAAAAAUGCCGAACAUUCACAUGAUAAAUGGGCCUAUGACAAGAUCCACAGUGGCUGGAAAUAUGGAAUGUCUCUUGAUGAGAACAUGAAAACUCACCCACUGUUGCGACCAUAUAAGACACUGUCAGAAAAGGAGAAAGAAAUUUACCGCUGGCCUGUAAGAGAGUCUGUGAAAACGAUGUUAUCAAUGGGCUGGAGCGUGGAACGGACCAAAGAAGGAGAAGCUUUGGCAUUGCAUCGUGAAAAUGAGAAGAUGCGCAGCAUAUCCCAGUCCAGCCAGGGAAAUGGAUAUAACCCUGCUCCACAGGAUCUGAGCAACGUUGUCCUUUCCAGGGAGCUGCAGGGGAUGGUUGAAGUGAUGGCAGAAAACUACCACAACAUUUGGGCUAAGAAAAAGAAGAUGGAACUGGAAAGCAAAGGUGGAGGUAGCCAUCCAUUACUGGUGCCUUAUGAUACCUUAACUGCAAAGGAGAAGGCUCGAGAUCGAGAGAAAGCUCAGGAGCUGUUCAAAUUCCUUCAAGUAAAUGGCUAUGCCAUAUCCAGAGGACUGAAAGAUAUGGAGCUCGAUGCAUCUUCCAUGGAAAAAAGAUUUGCCUUUAAGUUUCUCAAAAAAGUUAUUCAUUAUGUGGACUCGGCACAGGAGUUUAUUGCACACUUAGAGGCUGUUGUGGGCAGUGGUAAAUCUGAGAAGUCACCUCAUGAGCAAGAGAUUAAAUUUUUUGCUAAAGUUCUGCUUCCCCUUGUUGAUCAGUACUUUAAGAACCACUGUCUGUAUUUUCUUUCCUCACCAACGAAAACUUUAAGCAGUAGUGGUUAUGCCUCCAACAAAGAGAAAGAAAUGGUAGCAAGUCUUUUCUGCAAACUGGCAGCUCUUGUCAGACAUAGGAUUUCUCUCUUUGGAAGUGAUUCUGCCACAAUGGUGAGCUGCCUACACAUUCUUGCUCAGACACUGGACACACGUACAGUCAUGAAAUCUGGAUCUGAGCUGGUAAAGGCAGGCGUUCGGGCAUUUUUUGAAAAUGCUGCUGAAGAUUUGGAGAAAACGUUGGAAAAUCUGAAACUGGGAAAGUUUACUCACUCGAGGACUCAAAUGAAGGGAGUCUCCCAGAACAUUAACUACACCACUGUGGCACUUUUGCCCAUCCUAACAUCAAUCUUUGAGCAUGUAGCUCGCCACCAGUUUGGUGUUGAUUUAUUGUUGGAUGAUGUGCAAGUUUCCUGCUACCGAAUUUUGUGUAGUCUGUAUGCACUUGGAACAGGAAAGAACAUUUAUGUUGAAAGACAACGCCCAGCUCUGGGAGAGUGCCUGGCAGCCUUGGCAGGGGCUAUUCCUGUGGCUUUCCUUGAGCCAUCUCUCAAUCACAACAACCCACUCACAGUUUUCAACACAAAGUCUCCCAGAGAGAGAGCCAUUUUAGGGAUGCCAGAUACUGUGGAGGAAAUGUGUCCAGAUAUGCCACACUUAGAGGGCUUGAUGAAAGAGAUCAAUGAGUUGGCAGAAUCUGGAGCCAGGUAUACAGAAAUGCCACACGUGAUUGAAGUUGUCUUACCCAUGCUGUGUAACUACCUAUCCUACUGGUGGGAGAGGGGAACUGAGAAUGUGCCAGAAAAUGCCAGGCCUUGCUGUACACUGGUGACAUCUGAGCACCUUAGUGUCAUCCUUGGGAAUAUCCUCAAGAUAAUAAACAACAAUCUUGGCAUUGAUGAAGCCUCAUGGAUGAAGAGAAUUGCAGUUUAUGCUCAACCAAUCAUUAGCAAAGCACAGCCAGACCUCCUAAAGAGUCACUUCAUUCCCACAUUGGAGAAACUCAAGAAGAAAGCAAUAAAGAUUGUGCUAGAGGAGGAACAACUGAAAGCAGACAGUAAAGCAGAUACGCAGGAGGCAGAGCUACUCAUUUUAGAUGAAUUUGCUGUUUUAUGUAGAGAUUUGUACGCCUUCUAUCCAAUGCUGAUAAGAUAUGUGGACAACAACAGGUCAAACUGGCUCAAAAAGCCAGAUAUAGACUCUGAUGAGCUGUUCAGAAUGGUCGCCGAGGUUUUCAUUCUUUGGUGUAAAUCGCAUAAUUUUAAAAGAGAAGAACAAAAUUUUGUGAUUCAGAAUGAGAUCAACAAUCUGGCAUUUUUAACUGGGAACACCAAGAGCAAGAUGUCAAAGCCCAUACAAGUAAAGUCUGGAGGGCAAGACCAGGAGAGGAAAAGAAUAAAGCGACGUGGGGACCUUUACUCCAUUCAGACAUCUUUGAUUGUGGCAGCUUUAAAGAAGAUGCUUCCUAUUGGUCUGAACAUGUGUACCCCUGGGGACCAGGAGCUGAUUUCAUUGGCUAAGAGCAGAUACAGCCUUAAAGAUACAGAUGAUGAAGUAAAAGAACAUCUACGAAAUAACCUCCACCUUCAAGAAAAGUCUGAAGAUCCAGCAGUGAAGUGGCAACUUAACCUCUACAAGGAUAUUAGGCAAAGUGACGAACAAUCAGAUUCUGAGAAGAUAGUGGAACGUGUUCAGAAAAUAUCUGCAGCAUUAUUCCAUCUUGAGCAGGUGGAGCAACCCUUGAGAUCUAAAAAAGCAGUUUGGCACAAACUCUUGUCGAAGCAGAGGAAAAGAGCCGUGGUGGCCUGCUUUCGUAUGGCACCCUUGUACAACCUUCCAAGACACAAAAUUAACAAUUUCUUCCUGAGCUCCUACCAACGUAUUUGGCUGGAAAAAGUACAUGAGAACUCAGACUAUGACAGUCUAAUACUCGUGUUAACGAAACCCAAGAAAACUGAUGAGGAAGAAGAAGAGGAGACAGAAAAGAAGCCUGAUCCUCUUCACCAGAUUAUAUUACAUUUCAGUCGCAAUGCUCUUACUGAAAGGAGCAAAUUGGAAGAUGAUCCUUUAUACACAGCAUAUGCAGCAAUGAUGGCGAAGAGCUGUCAGAAUGAAGAGGAAGAUGAAGAGAAAGAAAAGACAUUUGAAGAGAAGGAAAUGGAAAAACAAAAGACCUUAUAUCAACAAGCACGCCUGCACGAAAGGGGAGCUGCUGAAAUGGUCUUGCAAAUGAUCAGCGCAAGUAAAGGUGAAAUGGGCCCCAUGGUAGUGGAAACCCUAAAACUUGGAAUUUCAGUUUUGAAUGGCGGUAACACCGUGGUGCAACAGAAAAUGCUCGAUUACUUGAAGGAGAAGAAAGAUGCUGGCUUUUUCCAGAGUUUGUCUGGCCUGAUGCAGUCAUGCAGUGUUCUUGACUUGAAUGCAUUUGAAAGGCAAAACAAGGCAGAAGGACUUGGAAUGGUCACAGAAGAAGGAACGCUCAUUGUCCGGGAACGUGGUGAAAAGGUUUUACAGAAUGAUGAGUUCACACGUGAUCUCUUCAGAUUCUUGCAGCUUCUAUGUGAAGGGCAUAAUAACGACUUCCAGAAUUUCCUACGAACCCAGAUGGGCAACACAACAACCGUGAACAUAAUUAUAAGCACUGUAGAUUAUCUUCUCCGCCUCCAGGAAUCUAUCAGUGAUUUCUACUGGUACUACUCAGGGAAGGAGGUGAUUGAUGAAUCUGGGCAACACAACUUUUCCAAGUCUCUUGCUGUGACCAAACAAAUAUUUAACUCGCUCACAGAAUAUAUUCAGGGUCCGUGCAUUGGAAAUCAGCAGAGCUUGGCACAUAGCCGUCUAUGGGAUGCCGUUGUUGGUUUUCUCCAUGUCUUUGCAAAUAUGCAAAUGAAACUAUCACAGGAUUCUAGCCAGAUUGAGUUAUUAAAAGAACUACUGGACCUCUUACAGGACAUGGUUGUGAUGCUGCUGUCCCUUUUAGAAGGAAAUGUAGUGAAUGGGACAAUUGGAAAACAAAUGGUGGACACACUGGUAGAGUCCUCUAGCAAUGUAGAAAUGAUCCUCAAGUUCUUUGAUAUGUUCCUUAAGCUGAAAGACUUGACCAGCUCUGAUGCCUUUAAGGAAUAUGAUCCUGAGGGGAAAGGUGUCAUCUCCAAGAAAGAGUUCCAGAAGGCGAUGGAGGGACAGAAGCAAUAUGCACCAUCAGAAAUUGAAUUCCUGCUCUCCUGUGCUGAAGCUGAUGAAAACGAUAUGUUUAAUUAUGUUGAAUUUGUGGAUAGAUUUCAUGAACCCGCAAAAGACAUCGGCUUCAAUGUGGCUGUUCUGCUGACAAAUCUUUCUGAACAUAUGCCACAUGAUUCCCGGCUCCAGUGUCUAUUAGAACCUGCUAGUAGUGUUUUAAGUUACUUUUCCCCAUACCUUGGUCGCAUUGAAAUUAUGGGAGGAGCAAAGAGAAUAGAAAGAGUGUAUUUUGAGAUUAGUGAGUCAAGCCGAACACAGUGGGAAAAACCACAGGUCAAGGAAUCAAAGAGACAGUUCAUAUUUGAUGUGGUGAAUGAAGGUGGAGAACAAGAGAAGAUGGAACUAUUUGUUAACUUCUGUGAAGACACUAUUUUUGAGAUGCAGUUGGCAUCUCAGAUCUCUGAUUCAGAUGCUGUAGAGAGACCCGAGGAAGAAGAAGAGGAAGAAUCACAUCACAUCAUAGAAGUUGGUGAAGAAGAUGAGGAAGCACAGUCUUUAGAAUCUUCUUCAGCAUUUAUUGUAGCAUGUACAUCUCUUAAAAACAAUACUUCCAAUUUCCUAAAAAUGCUUACAUUAAAAAAUAUUGGUAAACAGCUUCGGAAGGUGAAGAAGAUGACUUUGAAGGAGCUAGUGAAGGUUUUCUUCUCAUUUUUCUGGAUGCUUUUCGUUGGACUGUUUCAGUUUGUGUUUACGAUUGUAUGGGGCGUAUUCCAGAUACUUUGGAGCACUGUGUUUGGAGGAGGUUUAGUGGAAGGGGCCAAAAACAUUAAAGUUACAAAGAUCUUAGGUGAUAUGCCAGACCCUACUCAGUUUGGAAUUCACGAUGAUGUCCUGGAAGCUGAAAAGGUAGAUGCUAAUGAACAUGCAACUUCCACUGAACUUGCUAAUCUUGUAAAAGGAGACAAGGGGGACGUAGAUAUGCCAGAUAUUUUUGGCAUUCAGGGGAAAAAGGAAGGCUCGAAGCAUAGCCCAGAAGUUGGACUUGGUGAUUUCUCAGAAGCUGUAACUACAGAGACUGCUCCAAGCUUGGAGAACGCAGUCCGAAAGAGAAAAAACGCACUUGCUGCCGAACUUGCCAAAGAACAAGAGGAGCAAUCUAAGGCCGAAUCUGAGAAGGCAGACCUGGAAGAUGGUGAAAAAAAGGACAAGGUUAAGGCAGAGGAACAGUCCGAGUUAGUGGAAAGUAAAGAGAGUAUAAGUAAGAAAAAGAGACGGGGACCUAAGAAAGAGGAACCCGAAGCAUUUAUGGCAAACUUCUUGGCUGGCUUGGAGAUCUACCAAACAAAGAUGCUGAAUUAUCUGGCCAGAAAUUUCUACAAUCUAAGGUUCCUUGCUCUGUUUGUCGCAUUUGCCAUUAACUUCAUUCUUUUGUUCUACAAGGUGACUGAAGAACAUUCCAGUGAAGACAGUGAAGACAAUGAAACAAACUUAUGGGACACGUUUCAAGAAGAAGAAGAGGACGCAGAUGAGGGGGCUGUAUAUUUUGUUCUGCAGGAAAACACAGGUUACAUGGCUCCAACACUGCGCAUAUUGGCUGUUAUGCACACCAUUAUCUCCUUCGUCUGUGUCAUUGGAUACUACUGCCUCAAGGUUCCUCUGGUGGUAUUUAAGCGUGAAAAGGAAAUUGCUCGCAAUGUGGAGUUUGAUGGCCUGUACAUCACAGAGCAGCCUUCAGAGGAUGAUAUAAAAGGGCAAUGGGACCGGCUUGUCAUUAACACCCCGUCAUUCCCUAAUAAUUACUGGGAUAAAUUUGUUAAAAGAAAGGUAAUCAACAAAUAUGGAGACCUGUAUGGGGCUGACCGAAUAGCAGAGCUCCUGGGUUUGGACAAAAAUGCCCUAGACUUCAGCCCAGUGAAGAAGACCAAACCAGAAGAAGGUUCACUUGUAUCUUGGCUGAGUUCCAUCGAUAUGAAGUACCACAUCUGGAAACUUGGUGUCGUCUUCACAGACAAUUCAUUCCUGUAUCUUGCCUGGUAUACCACCAUGUCGAUCCUGGGGCAUUACAACAAUUUCUUUUUUGCCGCCCAUCUGUUGGACAUUGCAAUGGGCUUUAAGACUCUGAGAACGAUUCUUUCUUCCGUAACGCACAAUGGAAAACAAUUGGUGCUGACAGUUGGACUUCUGGCUGUCGUCGUUUAUCUGUACACUGUUGUGGCCUUCAACUUCUUCCGCAAAUUCUACAACAAAAGUGAGGACGAGGACGAUCCUGACAUGAAGUGUGAUGACAUGAUGACAUGUUAUCUGUUCCACAUGUACGUGGGUGUGAGAGCAGGAGGAGGCAUUGGAGAUGAGAUUGAAGACCCUGCAGGAGACCCCUAUGAAAUGUAUAGAAUUGUGUUUGACAUCACUUUCUUCUUCUUCGUUAUUGUCAUUCUCUUGGCAAUUAUCCAAGGUUUGAUUAUUGAUGCUUUUGGUGAGUUGAGAGAUCAGCAAGAACAAGUUAGAGAAGAUAUGGAGACCAAAUGUUUCAUUUGUGGGAUUGGGAAUGACUACUUUGACACGACGCCUCACGGAUUUGAAACACAUACGUUACAAGAGCACAACUUGGCCAAUUACCUGUUCUUCCUCAUGUAUCUUAUUAAUAAGGAUGAGACAGAACACACCGGCCAGGAAUCCUAUGUGUGGAAGAUGUACCAGGAGAGAUGUUGGGACUUCUUCCCGGCCGGUGACUGUUUCCGCAAACAAUAUGAAGAUCAGCUUGGCUAAUAAAGCUCCCAGCUUGUUCCUGUGGGAUGGGACGGAGCCUGAAGUCACCAAUAAUCCCAAGGGACACAUUUUGCAAACGAUCACCUUUUACCAACAAGACUACAGAGCGAUUAUCUGGAGCUGAGGCAAUUCCUUUAUACUAAGGAUGUAUAAAAACAAAAUCAUGUGCAACGAAAACACAAAUUUACAAAAUAAAAAAAAAAAGUAAAAAAAAAAUAAAUAAAAGUUAAAGUAAUAAAAAAAAAAAGAAAUAAAUAUCACUAUACUACAUUAAUAAAUGGAUGCUCUAACAUUCUCAAUCAGCCAUAGUGCCAUUUGUUGGAUCACUGGACAGAACCAUUAGAUCGUGUCUGGAGCAAACACCAGAGGCAGAGCUGUAGGUAGAAGUUCAUGAAUAAAGCAGUGAUAUCAGUGUGACUGCAGCAUCCACCAUUAGUUUUACAUUUUCCUCUACGGACAUAAACAUAUGGGCAGAUGUGUUAGUAUUAGAGAGUCACUGUUGGCCGUGUCAGCCAUGAAGGGCUAAUUGUUACACACGUGCAAUGCACAAUACUUAUCCCAACACACAAUACGGAAUCAUUUCUGUGGUUACAUUAGUGAAUGUCAUCAAUGAACUGCAUUCUAAUUCAGCGGUUCUACUGAAUCCCUGUCUGGAGAUGCAUGCAGAAUGGGGAUUGCUCUUGGGAUAAGGACACAUUUAUACUUCAAUACUUAAUAAUAACUCAAGUUUGCCAAAAGCAAAGAGUGCGACUCUUAAGCCUGACGAUGUAGCACCCGCAGGUUCCAGCGCUCAUGGCCUUGGGGAUUUGACAGGAGCUACGGUGGCUUGCAGCUCAGAACUGUACAUGUUUACCUGUGUAAAAUAGUCACAACUAAGGUUUCUGAUAGGAUCUAGCUGUAGUUUGCCAUAGUUGAAAUAAAAAAAACGGAGGAAAGGGUUUGGGAAAAAAUGACUCCUCAAUACUUUUUCCGCCCUGAACUCAAUCAAUGAAGUGCCUUAACCGUCUGUAGACGUAGCUAUGCAAGAUGUUUUUUAUGUUCGUAUAUAUAUUAGAUUGACAACAUACACAACGUUGUGCUGUUCUUUGUCUUACUGUAUGAAAUGAGAAACUGCAUUCAGUUGCUAUUUAGUUUUUUUUUUUUUUUUUUUUCUUUCAAUGACAGUCUGCUGUUAUUUAAAGAAACUGGAAUGUAUCUUAAAAUAUCUUUAAUUCUCUUAAUUGAAAAUCUUAUGCCAAAAUAUAAGCACUGCUUUCUGGUCAUUAGUAGGUGCUGUAGUGAAGCUGCUAACUUUAUGCAUUUUUCUUCAACAACAAUAAAGUGCCCAUCGCAAUAAACAAAUGAUAAACCA
Xenopus laevis (African clawed frog) is the source of this 16106-nucleotide messenger RNA. It is a transcript of the gene ryr3.L, whose product is annotated as ryanodine receptor 3 L homeolog. Gene Ontology annotation, cellular component: sarcoplasmic reticulum membrane; sarcolemma; Z disc. The record is from RefSeq and is a predicted model, not a curated record. Gene Ontology annotation, biological process: intracellular calcium ion homeostasis; transmembrane transport; calcium ion transmembrane transport. Lineage: Eukaryota; Metazoa; Chordata; Amphibia; Anura; Pipidae. The transcript has 105 exons. Gene Ontology annotation, molecular function: monoatomic ion channel activity; calcium ion binding; ryanodine-sensitive calcium-release channel activity. The coding region runs from base 113 to 14755 and encodes 4880 amino acids.